This is a messenger RNA of Seriola dumerili (greater amberjack), 3129 nucleotides long. RefSeq names its product ZFP64 zinc finger protein (gene zfp64). Lineage: Eukaryota; Metazoa; Chordata; Actinopteri; Carangiformes; Carangidae. Bases 207 to 2294 code for a protein of 695 amino acids. The record is from RefSeq and is a predicted model, not a curated record. The transcript is spliced from 6 exons. Gene Ontology annotation, cellular component: nucleus. Gene Ontology annotation, biological process: regulation of DNA-templated transcription. Gene Ontology annotation, molecular function: RNA polymerase II cis-regulatory region sequence-specific DNA binding; DNA-binding transcription factor activity, RNA polymerase II-specific.
ACUCGCUCUGUAUCAGUGUUGUCAGAGAAGUAAACUGUCAUUGCCAUUGAUAUAACCAUCUCGGUAGAUUUCAGAGUGUGAAACAUGUAGUAUCUGUGCUGGCUGCAUGUACAGUCGAGCCGAUGCAGUUUAACAUCAUGGUGGACGUCGUGUAGCCUUUGAGGAGCAGGAAGAUGAGCUGAUCUCCAGCAAAAACAAGCUCGAAAAUGUCAACAUACAACGCCGAAGUCGCUGCAGGACACUCUGUUGUGGUGGAGGUGAGCCCAGAUAUCCAUAUCUGUGGCUUCUGCAAGCAGCAGUACAAUAAUUUUGAGGUCUUUCUCGCCCACAAGCAAAAUGGAUGUUCCCUUCCCACUUCUGACCCAUCAUCCACCACGGCAACAGCCACUCUCCCAGAUUCCAGCACUGAGUUUGUUUUCGAGGAAACCUACCAGACCUGUGUUAUGAGAGGUGUCAAAAAGAUCCUGACCAAAGCACAGAAAACACCUUCGAAAAAAUUAAAACCUACCCUGACUUCAAAGAGACACAGCUGCUGUUUCUCAGGUUGCACUUUUAAAACACAGUAUGGCCAAAAAGACAUGGAGCGCCAUCUCAAAACCCACACCGGUGAGAAGCCGUUUGAAUGUGAGCUGUGUCACAAGCGCUUCAGUCGGCGGGACAAGCUCAACAUGCACAGCCGCUUACACACAGGCGAGAAGCCGCACAAGUGUAAACACUGUCCCUAUGCAGCAGCGGACAGCAGCAGUUUGAAGAAGCACCUGCGUAUCCACUAUGAUGAACGGCCCUUUAAAUGCCAGAUCUGUCCUUACGCCAGCCGCAACUCCAGCCAGCUCACCGUGCACCUCCGCUCCCACACCGGAGAUGCACCUUUCCAGUGCCAACAGUGUGAUGCAAAGUUCAAAAUCAACUCAGACCUGAAGAGGCACAUCCGGAUUCACUCUGGUGAGAAGCCUUACAAAUGUGACUUUUGUGAGUACCGCUGUGCCAUGAAAGGCAACCUGAAAUCUCACAUUCAGAUCAAACACGGCACUGAGAACUCCUUCCACUGCGUGCACUGUGAUUUCAAGUGUUCCAACAAAACUGCUCUGCGGCAGCACUCGCGGGAACACCAGCCCACUCAGCCCAUCCAGUGUUCCAAGUGCACUUACUCCUGCUCCAGCAAGGGGGCGCUCAAAGUCCACGAGAGGAUCCACUCAGAGGAGCGACCCUUUAAAUGUGACUUCUGCAACUUUGCCUCCAAGCAGCGCAGCAACCUUGUCAUUCACAAAAAGAAGUGCCACUCAGAUAAGCCAGAGAAAGGCAGCAGCGGGAAGGGAGGCAGAGGUGGAGGUAAAAGUGGAGGAGGUGACUCUCCAAAGCCGGUCAGCUCCCGGUAUCGGGCCAAACUAGAUGCAGCUCGAGCUUUCUGCUGCGACUCAUGCAAUGCUUCUUUUGUCAGGGAGGACUCCCUGCGCAGUCACAAAAAGCAACACAGAGACACUCAGAAUGUGUUGCAGCUCCAGCUCUCUGCCCCAUCUGAUGCAGUCAAUUUGGUUCCUGUUACAACCUCACAGAGCAACACCCAGCUCGAAGUUCCUCUCCCGUCUGACUCAAUGGCUCCUUACAGCAAUGCACAGCUCAAAAUCAUCGUAUCUCACUCUCUGGGCCAGGAGAACCCCUUAAUCCCAGCUGGUGUGGAUAGUCAGAGUAAGACCAACAUGGUCCUGCUAAGCCCAGAAAACCAGGACAUGGUAGUAAACUCCAUGAUCCAACAGGUCAACCUGCUAGCACCUAUGCAACCCCUCGGGACAUCUCAGACUCCAGAGGCCACCCUUGAUUCCCAGACGGUUCUCUUGACACAGCUCAGCCCUGAAGACACCAACAACCCGCUCCACCAGGCCCUACUGCAGACAGCCAUAACCGCUCAGGACUCCAGCAGCGGCACGCAGACUUUCAUCACCACCUGCUCCGAACUGGAGGGCCUCAACGCCUUGAUCCAGGAAGGUGGCACAGAGGUUACAGUGGUGACAGAAGGGAACACCACCAUGGUGACCACACCAACGCCACCCGACAUGGUGUGCGGUCCAUCGGAGGACAUGUCCAAACCAGGUGGGACAGUUACGGUUGAGGAGAGUGCCUUACCCUGUGAGGAAAGUGCAUUACUGGUGCCAAACAUCGGCCUGGGCAGCCAGAAUGUGGUCAUCCACGGCGUUCCAUUGAUUGUGUCCACUCAACCACAGCAGAGUGCAAUAGAGCAGCUCUCUCCUCACACACUCUACUCAGAUUCACACACACUGGAAGGAAUCCCACAAUGAGUUGAGGGUUCGGUGUGUUUUUCUAAAAAUGAAAAGACUAUAUCUGCAUCAUAAGCUAUUUCUUUGCCGGUAAAAACUCUCAAACCUGGUUUAUAUUUCUGCGUAGGAUCGACAGAGCCUACGGCUUGGCCUACACUGUUGUGAGCAUUUAUACUUGUCGCUCUGCAAUUAUACCACCAAAACACUAGUUGGUGGUGGGGUUUUAUGUACUUCAAGCAAUGAAAUGAAAAUGAAAUGAAACUGUUUGGGUUUGAGCCAAUGAAUGUCGAGCAACUUUUACUGAAAUUACCGCAACGCAGUAAAGAGAGAUGACGUGGGAGGAGAUGGUGUGUACGACCAGUGAACCGAUAGAGGCAGAAGGAGGUGAGUUUUCUGUCCUUGUCCAACCACUGAGAGACAUGGACGAGACUGAAUUAGUGCUACCAAGUGAACCAAUCACAGUUGUUGCGGUCUGCGUCACCGCAACAUGAGAUGCAUGUCUGGCUGCGGCGUAGGGUACGCGGCUAUGCUGUAUCUACGGUGUCAAUUAAACUCUGAAGUAUAAACCAGGCUUUAGUAUGUGCAGGCCAUUAACAUAUAACAUUUUUUGUCGCUAGCAGUUUUAAUCAUUAACCACUGAAGUGACAAUACUGUUACCUUUGGAGAUGUAGAUGUUCUAAUUUUCAGAUAUUAGAAUAAUGAAUUGUUGUCGUAGCACAUUAGUUCAGUCCAGAAUGUCUUCAUGUUUAACACUGAAUAACUUUUGAAUAUGAAAGUUAAUCAUUAGGACGCAAUUUCAUACACUCUAUUUUCAAGUGUAAUUUUUGGAGGCAUCUGAACUAAAAUAAUGUUUAUU